Messenger RNA from Symsagittifera roscoffensis, 1842 nucleotides. Its product is annotated as ralBP1-associated Eps domain-containing protein 2-like. The record is from RefSeq and is a predicted model, not a curated record. Gene Ontology annotation, cellular component: presynaptic membrane; cytoplasm; plasma membrane. NCBI's taxonomy places the organism in Eukaryota, Metazoa, Xenacoelomorpha, Acoela, Convolutidae. Gene Ontology annotation, biological process: endosomal transport; clathrin-dependent synaptic vesicle endocytosis. The transcript has 2 exons. The coding region runs from base 195 to 1526 and encodes 443 amino acids. Gene Ontology annotation, molecular function: protein binding; molecular adaptor activity; calcium ion binding.
UAAUGCAAUUUGAGUUGAAUGGCGAUUCAGUCGAGAAUGGAACAUGACUAAAAAGUGAGAUUAUGAACCGGAUUUUUUUUUGUAAGUAAGUGAAGCUGCUCUGGUUAAUAUAAUUUGUAGUCUGAUCUCUUCCUUGUUACUCCCAAGGAUUCAUUUUAAAAAUCUCACCGCGUGAGAUUUUUACACGUUCCGAAAUGAUGGCGUCAGAUGUUUCAACGAGCGUCAAUGAAAGUCAACAUAGUCAGGUUCAAACUAGAUUCAUGAGUGCUGGAAUUGCAAGUGCCUCGACGUCUUCGUCACAGCCUUCAUCGAUACCUUCAGGUCCGCCGACAUCGGGUUCAAAUUUGGGGACAUCUGUAGUGCCUGCCGAUUAUGAGAAAGCGUGGGUCUUAAGCGAAGAGCAGGUUGUGUAUUAUACUCGUCUCUUCACGCGUAUGCAGCCCGAUUUGUUUAGCUUUGUUGACGCAAUUGCUGCCCGUAAUUUUUUCUCACAAUCGCGCCUCGAUACAGGAUCUCUGUCUCUAAUUUGGGAUCUAUCUGACGUCGAUGGAGACGGAGUUUUAUCGCUGGACGAAUUCUGCAUUGCUAUGCAUUUAUCAGUGGGUACCAGACAUGGUCUACAGCUGCCGACUAGUCUUCCAGGAGUGCUGGCACGCGUGGCUGGACAAGUGGUCGGCAUUGCGGCAAUAUUCGCCAAACACACUUCCAUUUCUUCUGCAUCUCAUUCACCACAAUCCGCCUCAUCUGCCACCAGUACUACGCACAAGAGUGAAUUCCAAUCUGGCCAGCCAUCAUCUAUUAGCGGUGAGAGAGGUUUUGGUUUCGGUUUUGAUGACGACUUCGGAUCUCAUUUCACGAUGGCCUCAGGCGAUACUUCGGACCAAUCGGCUGUGAGAAGCGCCACUUCGCACCCCCACGCACCUACCUAUUCUCAAUCGGGUGGGGGCCAGACAUCCUCCCAAAGGGCUGGUCAUGUUCCACGUCCAAAUGUGCCUAACCCGCAGCAACCGAUACUUCCUCCUAGAACCACGACAGCUCAAGAAGGGACUUAUGACUCUGUGUCAGUUUCUCCCAGUAACCCACCACCCUCGCACCCACCCCCUGCUUUAAGAGGGGGUUUCAAACAUACUGUACAAGCGGCAGCAUCUGUGAACAUCGAGGUUGAUGGGCGCGAGUUGCUUAGUAGGAGCAAUACUCAACUGAUUGGAGAACUAAAAGAACUUGUUGUACAUAGAAAUAAGCUAGACCAGCAGAUAGAACAGUUACAAAAUGUCCUGAUUCGUCGUAGAACUAUAACGACAGUCCAAAAUGAUGUAUCGACCAAUGGGCAACAAGCACAGUAUUCUAGUAAUAGAAAAAUCAGCCAACCUGGUAGCCAGGGAAUGGUCGUGGAUUCGAACCCCAACUCAAGCCAGUAUUUGAGCCAAAAUGUAUAUAUGUCGGGAGCCAGUGGAUCAGAUUUAAAACCAAGGCCACCACCGCCUGUACCAAAUAUUUCGGAUACAGUUCCCAUUGUGCCUUCCUGAUGGAAAGAUAAUGGGAGCGCGUAAAAAACGAUGAACUGAAAUUUGAGGAAGGAGGGAAAAGUUUCACUUUAGAAGCCAUGACAGCCAAUCUAUUUUUAUCACACGCAAUUUAAAAUCUCAUAAUUUAUAAACAAUAUUUGUUAUAAGCAACGUAAUAUAUCACAUAGUUUUGCUAUUUCGUUUCAAUUAAAGCCAUAUUUCAGAAACAUUUUCCUGACUAUUUUUUCGAACUCGCAAAAAUAUAUGCUCAUUUGAUGCCACUGUUAUGUCUGCUAUAUUGAUGCCUAGUGUUUGACGAUUGUCAAGCCACCGUGAC